Messenger RNA from Caenorhabditis angaria, 2203 nucleotides. NCBI's taxonomy places the organism in Eukaryota, Metazoa, Nematoda, Chromadorea, Rhabditida, Rhabditidae. The record is from the annotation of a GenBank genome assembly.
AUGGCGGGGCCAUUGAGAAUAGCGGCAUCGAGAGGGUUCAGGUGUAUUUUGUGAGUUUUUAAAUAUUCAAACAACGUUUUAAUCCAAUUCAAUAACUGAUAUAAUUUUUCAGAACCCCCAAAAAUCCGCAAUUUCUUCAAAAAAUGACUUCGACAACAGGAGCCUUCAAACAUUUGGAUAAAUUGAUUAUUGAAGGACCUGAAGGUAUUUUCUGCUUUUCUCAGCACUUGACUCUGUAGACUGACUGUACAAAUUGAAGAAGUGUGAAUACAGCGAAUGAACGCUGUACCUACACUUUUUUUCCCGAAAAUCGUAGGUUCAUUUUACAGGGUGGGGAAUAAUUAUUGAUACACAUUCAAAAAGUCCCCAUGUUCAACAGAGAAAGUAGAGGAUUAUUUUAUCCGUCUCAACUUUUUUCUAGAACCUAUAUCAACAAUUUUGUGAAGUAAACACUUUACUAGUUGUCUUCGUUUAGGCUAACCAUGCGCCGGGAUCCGACUCGUUUUUCUGUCACGGUACGCACCUAUUUUUGACUUCUUGAAAUUUUCUUCAACUCACAUUAUGUUUUUUUAUUCAUUAGAAUAUGGUAAUAUUUGUUUUGGAAAUGAUUCAAGAUGUCUUUGAGUAGAAAAUUUCAGCUUGAUAUGAUUUCUAAAGUUUUGGGAGACACAUCUAGAAUGGGGGCAAUGUUUUCAACCAAGAACUGCAGUUUUUUUCACUUUUUUGAGCACACGCUUGUGUGAAACGUUUUGAAUUUUGAUAUAUAAAUUGAAACUCAUGUAUAUAGUCCUAAAAAUCAAAAUUAUGACCUAUAAUUUUAUUAUGGAUCAGAAAUCAGCACUCUGGAAGCUGAAAACCUAUUUUUUGAAUUUCAAAAAUGAAAAUUGAGAAAAGUGCAUGUUAGAAAGGUGUCCCGCUCUAAGACCAGAAUAGACUGAGAGAUAUCUGUACUAUGGAUUUUGUAGAGGAACAUUUGGGCUUUCAAACCCACAUAAUACAUAAAUAAAAUUUAAAUCAUGACUGAAGUUACUGGUGCUCAAAGUCAAAAAUAGGUGCGUACCGUGACAGAAAAACGAGUCGGAUCCCGGCGCAUGGUUAGCCUAAACGAAGACAACUAGUAAAGUGUUUACUUCACAAAAUUGUUGAUAUAGGUUCUAGAAAAGAGUUGAGACGGAUAAAAUAAUCAUCUACGUCCUUUUUUGAACACGGGGACUUUUUUAAUGUGUAUCAAUAAUUUUUCCCCACCCUGUAUCUUCAGCGUAGCUACGAAAAAAAUCAAAUUCGUAGCUACGCAGAUGAUAAAUCGUUAUUACGCACACCUUAAAUUCUGACGAGAGAUGCCAAGCGUCACACAAUCAGAGAUGAAAACGUAGGUACAGCGUAUCUACGCUGUAGCUACACAAUUCGCGGACAGAAAUUAAGUGAAGUGACCGCUCUAUAAAUAUUAUUUUUGAAUCCGUAGCUACGCCGUUGCUGUUCUGUAGCUACUUUGUAGAUAAACGGAUGUUACUUAUGUGCAAUUCUCUCUUCCCCGUUUCCGUACAAAGUAUCAACGAAAUUUGUACAGACAGUCUACAGAGUCAAGUGCUGAGUUAUUUUAUUCAAAACUUUUCUCCCAAUAAAUAAAACUGUUUUUUCAGACGCAAUGGAAAUUGCGACUCGUCUAACUUGCGAAGAACAAAAAAUGCUGAAAACUGCGCUGGAAGACUGUUUGGCGAAAAAAACAGUUGCCAAAGAAAUCAGUGAUGAACAAAUCAGAGGAUUGUUUUUGGUGAAUUCACUUCCGUUUGUUGGUUUUGGUAUUCUUGAUAAUAUGAUUAUGAUUUUGGCUGGAGAAUAUAUAGACCAGGUUAGUUGUCAUUUGUUUUUGGAAAAUCUAGUUGGGUUAAAAAUUUGAAAAGAAUUUUCGAAAAAUGUUCAAAAAUUCCAGCAACUCGGUGCAGUUUUGGCAAUCUCAACAAUGGCCGCCGCCGCCCUCGGCAACCUAAUAUCCGACAUCGCCGGUGUUGGACUCGCCCAUUACGUCGAAAUUGGCGUCGCAAAAUGUGGCAUAAAACAUCCGGUUCUAACAUCCGAACAACUCGAAAGUAGCAAAGCAAGAUAUACAACAAAUGCAGCAAGAGCUGCUGGUUUAACAAUUGGAUGUAUUCUUGGAAUGUUUCCGCUUUUGUUUUUCGACGACGAAGACGAAAAGAAGAAAUGA